AACUAUAUAUUCACUAAAAAAAAAAAUCCUUCGAUUUGUAUAUUUAAAAUUUAAUUAUUGGUCAAACACCCUCAUUUCAUCUCUUCCCUAUAUAUACCCACCAAUCGUAUUCCGACACCCUUAGCCAAGAAUGCCUGCUACUGAGGUGAUGCCUGAGAAGUCCCAUCCACUUGUUCACGUCCCUCCAUGGGAAUCUGCUGCUCCUACGCACAAAAGGCUCGAGGGGAAGGUGGCCAUCGUGACAGGUGGCGCCAGGGGCAUCGGUGAAGCCACGGUUCGGCUAUUUGCGUGGCACGGCGCCAGAGUCGUGAUCGCCGACAUCGAGGACGUCGCCGGGGAGGCGCUGGCGGCGUUGCUCGGCCCCUCCGUCAGCUUCAUGCACUGCGACGUGGCCGUGGAAGCCGACAUCGAGCGGCUUGUUGACCGAACCGUCGCCCGGCACGGCCGCCUCGACGUGAUGUGCAACAACGCCGGGGUGCUCGGGGCGCAGACGCGGCGGCGCAGGAGUAUCGUGGCGCUGGACGCAGAGGAGUUCGACCGGGUGAUGCGCGUCAACGUGCGGGGCACGGCGCUGGGCGCCAAGCACGCGGCCCGCGCCAUGCUCCCCCGCCGCUCCGGCUGCAUCGUCUCCGUGGCGAGCGUGGCCGGCGUCAUGGGCGGCCUCGGCCCCCACGCCUACACCGCCUCCAAGCACGCCAUCGUCGGGCUCGCCAAGAACGCCGCCUACGAGCUCGGCGCCCACGGCAUCCGUGUCAACUGCAUCUCGCCCUUCGGGGUCGCCACCCAGAUGCUGGUGAACGCUUGGCGUGACGAGGCCGACGACGAGGUCGAAGACCUCGUCGAGUUGGCGCCACCGCCGACCGAGAAGCAGGUGGAGAAGACGGAGGAGCUCGUGAGGGAGCUGGCCAACCUCAAAGGCGUCACCUUGACGGCCAGAGAUGUAGCCGAAGCCGCACUUUAUCUUGCCAGCGAUGAAUCCAAGUAUGCGAGUGGCCACAACCUUGUGGUUGACGGUGGUGUCACCACCUCAAGAAACCUCAUUGGUCUGUAGCUGAUUUGCCCUGGCCAGCAAUCGUCCGCAUUCUUCUUUGUUCAUCUGUGUUUCUUUGCGGCUGAAGUCUUCCGAAUCACCAUAAAUGCAAGUUCUUCCUAACGAGAAGAACAAGCUCAGGAAAUGGAUUGCAUCUUUUGUGCAGUCAAACAGUGUUCUGUCCAUUUGAUUUCUCUCUCACGGACCAGAAUCAAAGCAAUGGAUGUGACAAGAAAUGGAAAAAGUCAGCAAGCAUGCUACACAUGAGAGGAUGUUUAAUCGAUUGGUACACUGCUCUUAUUAGCUUAGUACAUGCAACUUAUCAGAAUAAAAAUGAUGGGUUGUCUUGCUAGCUUAAACAAUGAUUAUUUUUUGUGAGUUUUUGAAGACAAGUAACAGCUAACAAUGCCUUCUUUUAUUGGGUAAUUAAAGCUGUCUAUUUCACUCUUGAUCAUAAUAACAUGGAGGUUUUUUUUU
Messenger RNA from Musa acuminata AAA Group (dessert banana), 1507 nucleotides. RefSeq names its product sex determination protein tasselseed-2-like. The coding region runs from base 131 to 1051 and encodes 306 amino acids. The record is from RefSeq and is a predicted model, not a curated record. The transcript has 2 exons. Lineage: Eukaryota; Viridiplantae; Streptophyta; Magnoliopsida; Zingiberales; Musaceae. Gene Ontology annotation, molecular function: oxidoreductase activity, acting on the CH-OH group of donors, NAD or NADP as acceptor.